AUGGGCUAUAAGCGCACCUUUUCCUCGUUAUCUCCCUCUUUUGGGGGAGAUAAGAUUGAGCACCCGCAUCUAAUAUUUAUAGACAAUGACACAGCGAAUGCAAAUCAUUAUGACUUCUACAUCGAAGAUGGCAACGAAAAGCCAGUUCUUAAACCAAUUUGCAAAGAAAGGGAGUAUCCAUGGGAAAAUAAAACUCGAACAGCUAUACAUUGUAAAUUUGAAGUCAAGCAAGAAGUAUUGUUCAAAACAUCAAUAUAUUCAUUUACUUUAAUACUUAAUGAUACUUCACUAAAUAACAAAAGCAUUGGGUCUGCGGCAGAGUUUCCUAUUCACCUGGUUUUCAGAGACACUCCGGAAUCACUAACUAAAUUAAAACUGUAUCCGAGUAUAACAAAAAUAUUCAGGACAGCUGCACCAUUCGCGCGAGUAGUUCAACCGAAAGAUUUAAAUGGGAACUACAGUGAUUUUGUACUUGAUGAAAUGUCCAAGUUUAAAGAGAUAUUUAAUAUAACAAAAACCGAAGGGAUCGUAUUCGUCCACGAUUUUCUCAAAUUGAAAAAUAUAACAACACAGUUCUUAAGCCUUAAUAUAUCCUGGACCAACAAUAAUAAACGGGAAUCUGAUCAAAUUGAAGUAAGACUUAUCCAUGAGCCUAAUCAGACUUGUGGAAACAUAAAUAAAAUCAAGAGGUGGAGUUCUUGUUCGGAGUAUGAAACAAUCGAUGAAUGUCUGCAACAAGAUUCUUGUGCACUUGGUACUGGAGGAUUUCAGAGUGUUAGUAACAGAAACGGUCCAAAAAGAUGCAUGUGGAGAGGCGACGAUAUCACGGUGAAUAUUACCCACUUGUAUUCAACGUGUACACCCGAAACCAAAACUUGUCCAGAUGGUAUAUGCGACUCGUUAGAAGAAUCGCAUUAUAUGUUAUGUCCCCAAGACUGUGCCGACGAAGCUAGCGGAACUAUAAUAUGUAAUUCUGGUAAAUGUCAAUCUAUUAAAUCUAGAAGAUUUGCACCAAAAGCAACUAGCAACAAGGAAAAACCACCGAAGCAACAUCUAAAAGAAGCUUUUAGUGUCUCAAGGGAGAGCAUGAUGCAGAACGUUACAUUGGGUGGAUUGGUUAGUUCCAAAUGUGGAUUUAGCUGCUUGGCUGGGAUCGGCGCCGGUGCUUUGUUUCUUCUAACCUCAACCAUCUUAAUGAUCGUCUGUUGGAAGAUCAGAAAAACUAGAAAAUCAGCCAGAAACCUCUCUGAAAAAGAUAGUCAGGAAUUAACAGCACCUUUGUCUGUACCAGCAAAUCGAGCUGGCCUUGGUGAACCACUCUCCUUUAAUUUUCCAAUGGCUUCAGCUAUAAACGACACCUCAUUUGUUAACAGUAUUCUGAGUAAAUAUACGCCCGAUCCCAAAUGGGAAUUCCCAAGAUCACAGCUCGUCAUCGAACAAACACUCGGCGAGGGAGAAUUUGGUAAAGUCUUGAGAGCCAAAGCGAAUAAUAUAUGUGGAAAACAAGAACCUCAAAUUUUACUGAAAGAUGAUCCAGUUGGUCACUACGAUGAACCGAAAGUAAGCGACAUCACUCCCAAAGAUCUUCUAUCAUUUGCAUGGCAGAUUUGCAAUGGAAUGGGCUAUCUUAGUGAUAUGAAGCUCGUUCAUAGAGACCUAGCUGCCAGAAAUGUUUUAUUAGCAGAUGACAAAGUAUGCAAAAUAUCCGAUUUUGGGUUAACUAGAGAUGUAUAUGAAGACAAUGCAUAUCUUAAACGUAGCAAAGGAAGAGUUCCAGUAAAAUGGAUGGCUCCAGAGUCACUUGCAGAUCACAUUUAUACCACAAAAUCGGACGUUUGGAGUUUUGGUAUUCUAGUUUGGGAACUUGUUACGUUGGGAGCGACACCUUAUCCGGGCAUUGCCGUCCAGAAUCUAUUCCAUUUGCUUCGACAGGGUUAUCGAAUGGAGAGGCCCGAUAACUGUUCUCCUAACUUGUACAAAAUUAUGAGAAAUUGCUGGAGCAUCGAUCCAGAACAAAGGCCAUCCUUCCAGGAUCUUAGUAAAUGGUUUGCAAAGUUACUGGAAGACAAAAUGGAGUAUAUCAAUUUAUCAAAUAAUGCUAUAUACAAUAGGGGGUAUUUUAUAUCCCCAUUUGAAGAAGAGGGAGAUGAAGAAAAAGAUGAUGAAGAAAGUAUCCUGGAUGACACAUCUUCCGAAAUCAAUCCACUGAACUACCUGUCCAGAACCGAGUCCUUAGAAAAAUGCGAAAUUAGAGAAAAAGAACUGAACGAAGAAUUAGGGAAAAUUGCUGAUGAUAAAAUAACUAAUACAGAGGGCUAUGAAACGCCCAUCAAGGUGCCCAGGAAAUUGAAGACCCCAAGUAAUGAAGAUCCUCAAGAAUACACUGACAUGGGGGGUAAAUGA
Molecule: messenger RNA, 2403 nt
Organism: Diabrotica balteata
Lineage: Eukaryota; Metazoa; Arthropoda; Insecta; Coleoptera; Chrysomelidae
Source: the annotation of a GenBank genome assembly